UGUACCUCAGAGCCUGGAAGCAGCGCGCGACCUGCGGCAGCAGCACCAUGAGUCUCCCGCUCCCUGAGUAGCCGCGGCGCGCGCGAGACGAAGCAGCUGAGUAUGCGCAGGUCACAGUUCUGAUCGACAUGGCCUGCGACGCGUCCCCCGCGGAGGACUUCCGGGACACCGCGAUGCCCGGAGCCGCCGCGUGCACGUGCGCCAAGAAGUGCCGGAGCCGCAGCGGCAGCGGCAGCGCGCUGUUCCUGGGCUUCUUCCUGCUGUCGCUGUCGCUGCACGCCGCCACGCUGCUCUGCUACCUGGACCUGCGCUCCGACGUCCAGCGGGAGAUCAGCCACCACAAGCGGGACUCGGUGGCGCCCCUAGCGGCCAGGGAGCCGGCCGACCCGGCCGCGCUGCUCGCGCCCGGACGCCCGCGACAGGACUCCGGCUUCAGCCGCGGCGGCGCGCAGGCCCCUGAGGAGAGGCUCCACCGACACGCCGAGGACCACCGAGGGGGCGCCACGCAGCGGGCCAAGAGGAGUCCGGGGAGGCCGCCAGAAACGGGUUCGUUGGGAUUCCUCAUAAAAUCCACUGGGAGGGAAAGGAGGAGAGAGAAGAAGAAAGGGAGGAAGCGGUCUGUGCCGGGGCCCCCUGGUCCCCCUGGUCCCCCUGGCCCACAGGGGCCACCGGGCAUCCCUGGAAUCCCCGGUAUUCCAGGAAGCAACGCUGUGGGGCCUGCAGGACCCCCUGGGCCACAGGGGCCUCCGGGCACUCCAGGUCCAGCAGGUGUUCCCGAUAAGACCAAAACCAAAGAAUUCCAGCCGGCAGUGGUCCAUCUCCAAGGCCAGGAGACCACCAUCCAAGUGAGAGAAGAUCUGUCUGAAGGCAUCCUGAGGAACUGGAAGAUGGUGUCCAUCCACCACCGCGUGUUUAAGAUGCACUCGCGCUCCGGGGAGCUGGAGGUGCUGCUGGACGGGGUCUACUUCAUCUAUAGCCAGGUAGAAGUGUACUACCUCAACUUCACCGACAUCGCCAGCUACGAGGUGAUGGUGGACUCCACCCCCUUCCUGCGCUGCACCUGCAGCAUCGAGGCCGGCCAGCGCAAGUUCAACACGUGCUACACGGCCGGGGUCAGCCUGCUGCGCGCCGGCCAGAGGAUCUCCAUCCGCAUCGUGUACGAGGACACGCUCAUCAGCAUGACCAACCACACCACCUUCCUGGGCAGCGUCCGGCUGGGAGAGGCGCCCUCUGCUGGACAGAACUGAUCACUGCAGCGCCUGCCAUCAAAUGCCCCGUGUUGCCCAUGUUCCUCAUGUUUCCCCCCUCCCCCGUGUUGCCCAUGUUCCUCAUGUUUCCCCCCCUCCCCCGUGUUGCCCAUGUUCCU
Messenger RNA from Pseudoliparis swirei, 1366 nucleotides. RefSeq names its product ectodysplasin-A-like. Bases 129 to 1247 code for a protein of 372 amino acids. Lineage: Eukaryota; Metazoa; Chordata; Actinopteri; Perciformes; Liparidae. Gene Ontology annotation, biological process: immune response; animal organ development. Gene Ontology annotation, molecular function: tumor necrosis factor receptor binding; death receptor agonist activity; death receptor binding. Gene Ontology annotation, cellular component: membrane. The transcript is spliced from 8 exons. The record is from RefSeq and is a predicted model, not a curated record.